This is a messenger RNA of Lycium ferocissimum, 2583 nucleotides long. RefSeq names its product O-fucosyltransferase 6-like. The transcript is spliced from 10 exons. The coding region runs from base 385 to 2049 and encodes 554 amino acids. The record is from RefSeq and is a predicted model, not a curated record. Lineage: Eukaryota; Viridiplantae; Streptophyta; Magnoliopsida; Solanales; Solanaceae.
AGAAAUUAAGCGUGUCACUGUCGCACUUCAAAAGUAUUAUUAUUAUUAUUAUAAGAAUAAAAAUAGAAUAGUGGGUGGAAACAACUACUCUCUGCAAGGAGGAGGAGCACAGAAACUUUUGGUAAACAGCCGUACCUGGGGCAAAGCAAAAUACGGGAAAAUGAAUUAAUGUGCUUGUUUGUCCUUUUCACCCAAAAAAGACGUAAUAUCUGCUGCAUACGAAGCUGCUGAUAUGUUGUUGUUAUUGUUUCUAAACCACUCCCCACUAUUUCUCUAUACCAACUUCUUCUUCUUCUUUCUAUUCAACUCUCACCUAUAGCCUAUCCACCUAUAUACUCUCUCUCCGCUAUUCAAGAUUAUUAUUAUUAUUAUUAUACAAAAAACAUGAAGAAGAGAAAAGAACGCCACCAUGAAACUUUGUUUCUUGGAAUAAUCCAAAUCAUUCUCCACACUCUGUUAUUAAGAAGACGCCGCCAUAUUCACCGCCUUCUUCCUCUUCUUUCAGCUUUAUCAGGCGCUCUUCUUUUCUUCUUUGUGUUUUUCUCUCCUCCCAUCACUUCCCACCACCAUCACCUUAUCAAUCCCAUCUCGUUAAAUAACGGGACGGGGCUUCAGAUGAACCUGCAAAAAGAACACGGCUUUCGCGUUCCGAUGGGUGGAGGAAGUUUAAGCGGAGACGUAUGGAUUUCGAAGCAAUCUAAAUUCUACCACUCCUGCAGUGAUUCCAGCAACAAAUUUCCAAGUGCAGAGGUUAAUACUCAUCCCAAUAGGUACUUGAUGAUUGCAACUAGUGGAGGCUUGAAUCAACAGCGAACUGGGAUUGUAGAUGCAGUUGUUGCAGCUCAUAUCUUGAAUGCCAUCCUUGUAGUUCCAAAACUCGACCAGAAAUCAUACUGGAAAGAUUCAAGCAACUUCUCUGAGAUUUUUGACGUUGACUGGUUUAUAUCACACCUCUCAAAAGAUGUCAAAAUUAUUAGGGAUCUUCCAAGAAUCGGAGAUAAAGUCAUAACUCCAUAUAGAACGCGUGUUCCAAGGAAGUGCAAUGCCAAGUGUUAUGAAACUCGCAUCCUGCCUAUUUUAAAGAAAAAACAUGCUGUUCAGCUAACAAAAUUUGACUAUAGGCUUUCCAAUCGGUUGGAUACAGAUCUGCAGAAGCUGAGAUGCAGAGUCAAUUAUCAUGCAUUGAAGUUUACUGAUCCCAUUAUUGAAAUGGGCAGAAAAUUGGUUGAACGGAUAAGAAUGAAAAGCAAGCACUUUGUUGCCUUACAUCUGAGGUUUGAACCAGAUAUGCUUGCAUUUUCUGGAUGCUAUUAUGGUGGAGGAGACAAGGAAAGGAAAGAGCUAGGUAAAAUACGGAAGCGGUGGAAGACGUUACACACAAGAAACCCAGAUAAGGAGCGAAGGCAUGGAAAAUGCCCUCUCACUCCUGAGGAAAUUGGACUAAUGCUUAGAGCACUUGGUUUUGGUAAUGAUGUUCAUAUUUAUGUGGCAUCUGGAGAAAUUUAUGGAGGAGAGGAGACAUUGGCUCCUCUUAAGGCUCUUUUUCCAAAUUUUUAUUCCAAAGAAACAAUUGCCAGCAAGGAGGAAUUGGCACCAUUCUCCUCCUUCUCUUCUAGGAUGGCUGCGUUAGAUUUCAUUGUUUGUGAUGAGAGUGAUGUAUUCGUGUCCAAUAACAACGGUAAUAUGGCAAGAAUUCUUGCUGGAAGAAGGAGAUAUUUUGAUCACAAGCCGACUAUCCGUCCAAAUGCUAAGAAGCUUUAUAAGUCGUUCCUUAAUCGAAAUAACAUGACAUGGGAAGAGUUUGCCUCACAAGUUCGAACGUCUCAAAUAGGUUUCAUGGGAGAGCCAAUGGAGGUAAAGCCAGGCAGGGGCGAGUUUCACGAAAAUCCAUCAGCAUGCAUUUGUGCAGAUUCUGAAAUGGAUACCGGUUCUGCUACUAAUAGUGGUAGGAGAGAUAUGGUUGAAGCAACUGAUAGUCAGGUUAGUGAAGAAGAGCAAGAAUGGUCUGAUACAGAAUAUAUGGAGAUCAAUGAACUUGAAAUUCAAUGAAGAGAUUCCGGCAGAUUUUUUAAAACAUAACAGCCGGAAAUGGAAGAGAUUUUCGCAGAUUAAAGAACCGUUGCAGAUGGUGCAGGUUCUCAUUUUGAGUACCAGCUGCCAUUAAUUGAUAACAAGAUAACAGUAUGGAGCAGAAAUUUGUACAUAAAGCCAAGUGCAAACUAAGAUCUUGGUUCUCCAGUUUUGCUAGUCAAUGGUGCAGUUUUAAGGCAAGAGAAUCGACUGCCGCAUCAUUGAAAUUUUAUGCAUUUAAAUACAGAGAAAGCAGGAUAAGUUGAGGAAAAAACAACUUUAUGCUGCAUUAACUCUUGGAAUAUUGAUUACACCUCCAAAGGAGAGGUAAUGCUCAAUAUAUAGGAUGUUGGCGUUUCAUGUUUAAAGUUUUUUACUUUAUUUUAAAAGAAAAAUUAAGUUGUAUAUAGUACUCAGCUUUUCCUUUGCAUUUCUUUCGAUUAGAUCAGCAUUGCUAGUUAGUCUAAAUGUAUAUCAACUGCAUAAUAUACUAAUCAUUUUCCCACUGUUCAA